AUGCAGCAGCCUGGAGCUUGCACGGGUCCUACCCACCACAUAGCACCCAGUUGCACAAUCACCCUGACUCUGAGCAGUAGCAUCAGCAGGAUGUCCAAUGUCCAAGAUAAAAAACAGGGUCUGACUGUUUUUGCUGAGGCUAACCUGAAACUCCUGAACACGAGGCAUCCUCCUGCCUCAGCCUCCACAUUCUCCUGCAGUGCCAUGACAACAGGUGAAGACUCCAUCAGCACACUGGGCAUGAUCCUUGGAGUGGGACUGUCACUGCUGCUCGUGUCCAUCCUAGGCUACAGUUUGGCCAAGUGGUACCAGCGCGGGUACUGCUGGGACGGGCCUAACUUUGUCUUCAAUUUAUACCAAAUCCGGAACCUGAAGGACUUGGAGGUUGGACCACCCUUCACCAUCAGUGGCCACAUGAACAGUCCGGAUGGUGGCUACAUGAAGUUUUCCAAUGAAAGAGUCUGA
This is a messenger RNA of Arvicanthis niloticus (Nile rat), 465 nucleotides long. The record is from RefSeq and is a predicted model, not a curated record. NCBI's taxonomy places the organism in Eukaryota, Metazoa, Chordata, Mammalia, Rodentia, Muridae.